This is a messenger RNA of Rotaria sordida, 474 nucleotides long. The record is from the annotation of a GenBank genome assembly. NCBI's taxonomy places the organism in Eukaryota, Metazoa, Rotifera, Eurotatoria, Philodinida, Philodinidae.
AUGGAAUAUAUGUGUAAUGUUGCGAACAAUUUUUUUGGUGAUUUAUUUAUGAGUGUUCGUCAAUUGCAAUUAUAUGAUUUCUUUGCUCGAAUUUCUCGAGCUUUUCCAUUACUCAAUAUAUUAAACGUAAUCAGUCUUCAUGGACAAAAGAAGAAGUUGACACAUCAACAAAAUGAACAUAAACAAACAUCUUCAAUUAUUGAAUAUCCUCAUCUUAUGUAUCUCAGUCUUAAUCGUGUAUAUGUUGACUAUAUCAAACAAUUUCUUUUUGAAUCAAAUACAUAUCUACCAUAUCUGAACAAAUUAUCCGUUCAAUAUCAAGAUUUAAUCGAUGCGAUAGAGAAUUUUACAAAUAAUGCUGAGAAAGUCAAUUGUGCAAAAUUGAAAUACAUUAUUCUUUUUUCAAAACCAUCAAUGUAUCCAGAAAAUUUUCAUGAUUAUUUUCCAUCAUUGAUUAAUAAAUUGUUAUUUUAA